Messenger RNA from Australozyma saopauloensis, 1656 nucleotides. RefSeq lists its product as uncharacterized. The record is from RefSeq and is a predicted model, not a curated record. The transcript has a single exon. The coding region runs from base 1 to 1656 and encodes 551 amino acids. NCBI's taxonomy places the organism in Eukaryota, Fungi, Ascomycota, Pichiomycetes, Serinales, Metschnikowiaceae.
AUGAUUUAUUGCAAAGUCCUACAUUCACUUUUUUUGCAGCCAUUCAGAAUGAAGAUCUCACUCCCCAUUCUUUGGUUAACAACGUUUUUGGGAGUCUCUUUCUCUCUUCCUGUCAAGCCAUACUAUUCUAUCGGAGGCACUUCGCUAGAACAAAGAUCUGUUUACGAUGAAAGUGCCAAUCUAUUGAUCUCUGACAUUGGCACCGAUAAGAGAGAUAUUCAGGCCCUCACUCUUUUAUUCACACAAUUGAACAAUACUGCCACGAUCCAGUUGGCUAGAGGGGCACUUCAAGUCGAGCUUGUCCGUCAACAGGUUAUAAGCUUUGUGGAAGCUUUCAUAAAAGAGAAGGGAUUAACUCAGAUUUUAAAAUCAGCAGGAGAUUCUGGUCUAGCAACCGAUCUUGUUAUGCUUGUUGUCAUUCAUUUCGAGAUAUACCCUGGUUUGAUAGAUAUCAUCAAAGCAUACAAGGCAUCCGUGAAAAGUGGAGCAUUCAGUGGAAAUGGAAGUGGAUCAUCAGGUGGACUUUUGGGAUCUCUAUUUCCUUGGUUAAACAUUGGGGGAAACUCCAGUGGGAAUAGCUCCCUGCUUGGUGGUUCUACAAACUCCACGAACUCUACAACUGGCAAUACAGGUAACACAGGCUCAUCGGGUGGAAUUUUCGGCAAUAUUCCCUCCUUUUUAGACCCUUUCGGAAUCUUCAAUGGUGGACAAACUUCCUCUUCAUCUUCUCCUCUUUCAGCAACGCAAACUACAAGAGGUGCUUCAACACUUGCCGUAUCGGCUGCAACAACCUCCUCGAGAAGCUCGUCAACUGCGGGUACGGGCAACAUUUUUGGUGGCGUUCCGAUCCUCUCCAACUUAUUCCAAAACAAUGCACCAACUACAUCUGCAACCGUUGCGACUGUGGCUGCUACUAUACAACUGACUCCGACUACGCGGGCUACCACAACUAGCCAAUUGCAGAACAAUUUACCAUUGACGGGCUUGGGUCAGACAAUCUCUACCGCAGCUGCUCCUACUUUGUCUGUUCUGACUCCAUUGAUAUCAACUAGAACCACUGCUGCACCUACCUCCGGGACUAGUAGCAACAACAAUAACAACAAUAAUGGAAGCGGCGGUUUAGGUGGUAUCAUCGGUGGCCUUGGUAAUUUAGUUGGAGGACUCUUCUCUCGGGAACAGCUUGAACAGUUUAAGGACAUCGAUAUUAACGAGUACAGCAAAAGAGAAGAUGUCACGCCAGAUCAGCUAUUUAGCGCAAUUAUGGCCAAGGUAGUCUUGGAGAAAAAAGAUGUGAAUCUUUUAAAUUUAGGAUCAAUUUAUCAAGCUAUCAUCAGCAUCAUUGGAACAGACUCAAACAUCGAGGAGAUAUUCGAGUCUUUGCUGAAGUCGGGUCUUGCUGUUAAUGUUGUGUACAAUGCGCUCAUUGAUGAUGGUUUCUACACCUUUGUUGUCGAGCUACUCAAUGAUCUCAUUUCAAAGAAAAUUAUUACCCUUUCAAUUCUUUGGAACUCCCUCCUACAAUCGGGCGUAGUUCCUCAAGUUGCUGGAAUCAUUAUUGGAAACAAAGCUUACCUCAACGCCGUAUUUAGAUUUAUUGGUGGUAUUCUCAGUGGACAGGUUCCUAUCUUUGGUUUAUACCUGGCUAUUACCAGUUAG